CCCAGUUUAAUUUCGAUUUGUCUGCGAAAAACAUGGCUGACAAGAUGGAUGAUAGUGAUGGUAUUAAAUAUUUUAAUUUAUCUUAUAUUCUUAUUACAGCUCUUUUCUAAUUAAAUCUUUUACCAUAAAUAUCGCUGUAAUUUUUUUCGAUUCGCAACAUAAUUUACUACAUAAAAUAUAGAAUAAGUAAUGAAAUAUAAAAGAUUUUCAAAUUUAUCUGAUAAUCAUUGUUCGACAAGCAAUCUGAAAAGAAUUGAAAAAGAGCUAAUAAAGAAAUUAGAUAUAUUAUCGUUUAUAAAUGUUUGAUGAUAAUUUGCAACAUUUUUCGUGUCUAGAGCUGAAAGCUUCUGUGGAUGGAACUAACGCAUCGGCUCCAAUUGAAGUUCGAAAGAAUAUACCGCUUAAACUGCAGUCGGGGACGAAGAAAACGGCAAAGACAUCUUCAAAUAAAAAAUUAAAAACUGGUAACAAAAAGUCUGAUAAAAACUGUAAUAACGAAAAAAUGGACACUUUUGAAAAGAGUGUGUAUCAAAACUGUUAUGACUUAGAGAAUUAGCCCUUGACUUUUCAAUUUUUCACGUACGUCUAGAUAAUAGUGACGAGGACUUUGCACAUGUAUCGACGAAUAAAAUGGCAGAUACUGGUGACCCUCUUCAUAAGAACGGAUUUUUACAAUGGGACCACAAAGUGUGUUUCUUUUUGACUAGUAGUCUGACAAUUGUUCCCAUGUAUAUGUCUUUCAUAGAAGCGGUAAACUUAAUUGUAAAUUAUUGUACAAAAAAUAAAAUUAGGGGUUCGUUUCAAAACAUUUGACAAUAUUCAUAUGUUUUUGUAUUUGUGGUUCUAUAUUUGUAUUCACGUUCAAAAACAUCUGAAAAUCUGCGCUAAGGAACAGCUGAGAAAAUGAAACGACAGUUGGUUAUUGAAUUGAGAAUCAGGCAAAGACACUACCGCUUCUAUGAAAAAUUUUUAGCCAAUUUCACUUUAAUUUUAGAAUACGUAAAUGUAAUUGAAGAUGUGAAAUUUGCUCAAGAAUACUUUAAAUUUUUUAAUGUUCGAUUGUUAAAUCAGUUUUUCUUCAAACAGGUAAAUUUGUUAGGUGAGAAGAUGCAAGAUAUUGAUAUCCAUUGCUGCGAAUUAUGUGAUCGACCGAUUUUAACUUAUGGAAGAAUGCUUCCCUGCAAACACAUAUUUUGUUGGAGAUGUGCAAAACGAAACGACACAAAAUGCGCGAGGUGCCAGCAUCUUGUUAAUAGGGUAGAACAGUGUGAACUUGGGAAAGUUUUUGUGUGUGUUGUGGACACAACAAAAGAUGGUAAGGAUGGGUGCAAAAGGACUUACUUAUCGUUACGUGACUUACAUGCUCAUAUGAAUUACCGUCAUCGAGGAGCUGUUGAAUCUAAUAUGACAAAUAAUUCUAAUCCAACACCGCAACCGGCUAUUAUGAAUAUGGUAACAACGACUCAUUCUGUUGAUACUGUGUGCCAGCGACCUUCCACGACAGCUACAAAGCCGCCAAGAAUGUCUAACCUGAUAACAGUUCCUUUACAAGAUGCUAGACAAGCUCCUAUGCCACAGAAUUAUAAUAACUAUGUACCAUACAAUACACCAUCAAAUGCAACACCAUUUACGAGGCCAACCUUCAACCCCAACGUUCCUCCUCCCAACUAUUCAGUUACUCAACAACUACCUAAUUUCGCACCACACAUUCAGACGGCAGCAGCUGUGUUUGCAGCAGUGGGGUCUAGAAAUUGGGGAGCGCCAGGAACACAACGACCACCAAGGACGAGUUUCUAUUAAGGCGUUAAUUUUUGUUUUUAACUAAUUUUCUGUAUAUCAGUGUUACAUAUUUUACUGUUUUUAUUCAAGCUUGUUGUAGGUUGCCACGAUGUCAUAAACUGUAAUUUUACAACGUUACGAGAUGCGCUACUUUCAUGCGUCAUACUGUUCUCUUGAAGAAUAAAUACGUUACUUAUGACAACUAUUUUUCGUUAUUAACAAUGACUUGGUUUAUGCCAUCAUGUGCGUUUUCGUAUAUUGUUAGAAUGCAAAUCAGUUGUGAAUAUGAUAAAAAAAAUUUCAAUAAAACUUUAAUGAAAAGCGAGUUUGUAAAUAUCGUAGUAAUGUGUGACGAUGAAUGGUUGUCUUUAUUAAAGAGAGAAUACUCUACGUUGACA
Dimorphilus gyrociliatus is the source of this 2177-nucleotide messenger RNA. Lineage: Eukaryota; Metazoa; Annelida; Polychaeta; Dinophilidae. The record is from the annotation of a GenBank genome assembly.